Molecule: messenger RNA, 4864 nt
Organism: Penaeus vannamei (Pacific white shrimp)
Lineage: Eukaryota; Metazoa; Arthropoda; Malacostraca; Decapoda; Penaeidae
Source: RefSeq, a predicted model, not a curated record
AUUCCCCGGUAAUAUGGAGGGCGCGCACACCCAGAUCAACUCCUCUGAAGGAGACCUGUCGCGGAGGAAAUACCACACCAGAACCAUUCACAGAUCAGAUAAACGGGGCGGAGGAGGAGGAGGAGGGGUGGGGUUCGGCCGCGAGUCCAGCAGAUCAAGGUACCAAGGCAGGAGGAGUCGAGACCGUCAUGGCAAGCGUGGAAGGGGGGUUCCCCCAGAAGAAACCACACCAGCUAGGGAGACUGUGGAGGAGCCUCCAGCUCAGCCCCAGCAGCCACAGUUACCAAGCCAACCCCAGAAGGCUGCAACACCACCUGCAGCUCAAAAUGCCACCAAGCCCACUAGCCAGCCUGUUGUUCAGCCUCCAAAGGAGAAGACACCAGAGCUAGCUCAGCCUGUGAAAACACAGCUGCCACCAGUGCAGAAGCCGGCAUCAGCUCCCUCUUCCAAAGAGGCAACACCCCAGCCAGAGUCCUCCCCCUCCCCCCCAGAGGAGGCGCCUAACGAUCGUGCCUCGAAGGAGAGGGAAGUGAAUAGCAUAGAGCGGGAGGUUAACAAUGUUCACGACGAGGAGGAGAAGGAGGAUGAUGGUCCUCAGCUGAAGUACAACUAUAAGGAUGAUCAGUGGAGCCCUGUAAAUCCUGAUGGUAAACGUCAGUAUGACCGCAGAUUUCUCCUUGAGCUCCAGAAUAACCCACUUUCCCUUAAGAAGCCUGAGUCCCUCCCCAACUUGGAGGUGGUCCGUGAUGGUCCAGGAAGGCUUAAACCUUUUGACCGGGGUGUAGGGGUUUCACACGGCAGCAGUGGCCCAGACUUUACUCCUGAUUACUUCAAGUCUACAGUUCCAAGCAAGAGAGGAGUACCAGGGCGCAAUAGCCAACAGCGUCGAGAGCCAGGUGGAGGACCUGGGAGCAGAAACGACAGAGGAGGAAGUGGCCGCGGACAGAGUAAGGUCAUCAUCAUCCCUCUCUCAACCGGGCGUGAGACUAAGCUGAAAACAACAGAAAAUGCUUGGAAGCCUUCUGUUAAGGAGUCAACUAUUAAUGAUGAGGAAGCUCAGACUAUUGAGGUGGUGAAGAGGAUGAGAGGUAUCUUGAAUAAACUGACCCCAGAGAAGUUUGAGAAACUGGUUGGUACAGUCAAUCAGAUGCCCAUUGACACCACAGAAAGACUUUCAGCUGUGAUUGAUCUUAUUUUUGAAAAGGCUGUGGAUGAGCAGGGUUUCUCUUCAACCUAUGCUCAGAUGUGUCAAGUACUCUCCAAAAUGUCUGUCCGUGGGGAGGGUUCAGACUCCAGCAAUAGUGGCAAGUCUGAGGUUAAAUUUAGGAAUCUUAUAAUUAAUAAGUGCCAGAAAGAAUUUGAAAAAGAUAAUAUGGAAGAAUUUAAGGCCACUAGACGGAAAGAAAUAGAUGAAUGUUCAGAUGCUGAGAAGAAACAAGAAUUGUUAUUGAAAUUAGAUUAUGAUGAGACCAAAUUAAGAAAAAGGUCUGUAGGCAACAUUAGGUUUAUUGGAGAGCUCUAUAAGCUGCGCAUGUUGACAUCACCAAUUAUGAUGCGCAUUAUCGGCACACUCUUGGAAAAGAGAGAUGAAGAGUCCCUUGAGUGCCUAUGUAAAUUGCUUACUACAAUUGGCAAGCUCUUGGAAACACAGUGCAACCAGCAACCAAAGGCAAUGCAAGAAUUGGAAAAACAUUUUGCACAGAUGGAGAAAAUAGUGAACGACCGCUUAACCAAUAGCCGUGUUAGGUUCCUAAUGAUGGAUGUAAUUGACUUGCGGCGAAACAAGUGGAUUCCUAGAAGAGAAGACAACAAGCCCAAAACCAAGGCUCAGGUCCAUGAGGAAGCAAAGAGAGAGGAGAUUGAGCAGCAGAUUGCCCUUGCUUCUACUCCUAACCGAAGAGAUGAGAGGAGAGAUGACAGGGACCGUAAACGGAGCCGUGAUAACCGUGGUCCUCCUAUGUCUGAGGAUGGAUGGAAUACAGUUGCAUCCACCAAGAACAGGGCAUCCUUUGACUCUUCUCGCCUCAAAAAUACCUUCAUUAAUAGGCCGGGAGCAGCUGAGGGCAAGGAAGUAACAUUGAGAGGUACAGGAUUCAGCAAUUGGGCACGUGGCAGCUCAGGGGGUGGCUUGAAGGACCACGAUGAAACAAAGCAAGAAAGUAAUAGGUUUAAUGUGCUGGGAGAUAGUAUGGGUAAUAACACUCUACUUAAUGAUAAUAGAAGAGGAGUCCCUUCAUCAAUGGGGCUAAUGUCCCGUUCCAGUGGAAACAGACUGGCUCCUGGAGGAGGGCCACCAAGGCAAGGGGUCUUUAGCAGUAAGAGUAUGCCACCUCCUUCCAAUGACAAGGAAAGUGCCUUGUCUGCAGUCAAGAAGUUUGUUGGCCCUGACCGAAGCAAAUCUACUAGUCGUCCAGAAUCAAGGGAUAACUCAGUGCCUAGGGAAACUGGUGAAUCUCUAAAGGGUUCUCCAAAUAUGGAUUCAGCAACUGCUGAAAAGUUUGCCAUUGCAAUCAUUGAGGAAUUCACCCACAAUAAUGAUCCUGAUGAGGCCAAGUUGUGUGUCAAAGAGAAGUUCUCCACCAGCACCAUCAAGUACUUUGUGCAGGUAACGCUAGAUUGGGUGCUAGAUCGUGAUUCAACAAAGAGGAGGAUGGUUGGACAGUUUUACCAUGACCUCAUUGUUGAAAAACUCCUCUCAGUUGAUCAGUUCCUAGAAGGUGGCCAAGAAACUCUGUCAAUGACAGAAGAUUUUGCAAUUGAUAUUCCUCAAGUGUGUGAUUACUUUGGUGAAAUAUUUGCUCCUUGCCUGAAUGACAAUGCAGUUUCGCUUCAACGACUCUGGGAUUUAUCAAGAUUUGCUGAAAAUAAGAGUGCUGAUGUCUUUGCCAGUAUAUUAGCCAAGGCUGCUAAGAUUAUUAGUCCCAAUAAGGUAGCCGAUCUCUGGAAUUCAUCAGGACUAUGUUGGUCUAGUAUAGUUCCUCCUGGUGCCAAUGUUGAGGAGUUCCUUGCCAAGCGUCAUGUGGAGUUCACAGUUGACCGUAGCAAGUCCGGAAAUCAAGGUGGAUGGAACCCUCAGAAGGUUGAGGCUGAGAUUAUUAGGUUGUUUAAGAGAGCAACUAAUGAAGAAAUUUUCAGCUGGAUUGAUGCAAAUAUUGGAAAAGAUGUUAAGAGCAGCAAAUUCAUACGUGCCUUGGUGACCGCCUUAGUGGAAAGUCAAGCUAUGACUUCCAAUGAUGGUUCCUCAAUUCGUGUUACUGAAGACUUUGAGGAGAAAAUGAAGAAACGUUUGGCUGUGGUGCUCAAAUAUGUGGACAGCAGUGACAAGUUAGAACUACAGUGUAUUUAUGCUCUACAAGCUAUCAGUGUGAAGCAUCAACAUCCCCCAGGUCUUCUAGAAAAGUGUUUUAAUGCCUUCUAUGACACUGAAGUCGUGUCUGAAGAGGCCUUUGAAGAGUGGGCAAAGUCUCUGGACCCAGAGGAGCAGGAGGGAAAAGGAGUCUGUGUUAACCUUGUUAAGGGCUUCAUGCGAUGGUUAAAAGAAGCUGAAGUAGAAGAAGGAGAAACUCAUACCUAAGCUCCUUUUUAAAUAUGAACCCUAUAAUCUUCCCUCAGUAGCUGCCCACUAUACCAGGUCAAGUUCUUUUGUAACUGAUGGACGCGGAUAUAUAUAAGGAAAUGUGAGCAAAGAUGAAGUGAAGAUGGAGCCAAAGCCAGAUAUAAUUGCGCCACAAUCUAGUGAAGUGUUGAGCCUGGCAGAAGAGGCAGAUGCUGCUAUAUAUACACCCACCCUUUUCCCCUUAAAGUGAUGGGGUGCCACUGGCUGGAGCUCGGACUGUCUCCCUGUUGUCUCGCUCUCGGAAGGAGAGAGAGCCACACAGCAGGCAAGACCUGAGUGAUGGCUGGAGCAUGAGGUGGACUCGGACUUAGUAAUGCUGCCCUAAUGUGUUUUUUAUAUUGUAAAUUAGUGCAUAUGCACACGGACAAAUGGUUAAUAGUGUUCUGUGAAAGUGCGUAUAGUGAAUUAUAAGAAUGUUUUGUAAUAUUUGCUAGGGUGAGCAUCAGUUGCAUAUUAAUUGUUAUUGUGUUAUAAAAUAGUAAAAUGGAAAACUGCAUUCCCUUCACUUCCAAGAUAUGAGUGAUUGUAUAGAGGAUAUAUGCAUUUAGAUACUUGAAGCUCAGUUACUUGUUUACAGCUUGGCUCCUCAUAUGUUUUGUAAAUUAUGGCUCAAAUUCUGUGAUUUAUUUUGUAUAUUUAUAUAAAUAUUUAAAAAGUCAUGUACAGACCCGAGCAUGUGCCUAUGGCUGGAGGAUAUGCUUGCUGGCUGCUGUCAACUCAUGAACUCUCCCAUUAUUCAGGGACAUCGACCCACUGUUGAGUUUGAAUAUGCAAAAUGUGACAUUUGCAACCUGCAGCGAGUCGCUGUGUGUCCCGUUGAGUGCUUGCUACUCUGCUAGUUGUUAUGCCGAGGCAGCCGGGCCCCGGCCUGUGCCCUGGACUGUGUGACCUACAGGCAUGGCAGUGAUCUCCCAUGACCAUGCCUGACACGACCAUCCCCUUCCUAGGCAGACGCUUGAUCCGUGCUGUCCCUUUUUUGCUGCUGCUGUGCUUUGCUACAGAUUACAGUGAUUGCUGCCCUGUUAUGAGUACAUUUUUUGUGGCAUAAAUACUGUGACCUGUUUUGACCAGACGGACUCGUGACCACGUGCUAAUUAGUGAGUUGGGCACAGGACGGAGUUCAACUUCUCGUAUCGUUAAUGCGGUAAUAUAAGCAAAAUGGAAAACUGGGGUUAUAUUUAAGAUGAAGUGCUAUAAAUGAAUAUUGUAAACCAUAUCGCCUCUGAAAAUAAAUUUAAUAUUUACAAA